AUGGAGCUCUCCUUUACGCAGGAUGAAAAGCGAUUUGUUCUCGCUGAGAUUAUAAAAUCCAGUACUGUCAAAAUCGACCUUUUGCUGGCCUUCAUAAACACCAAUCGUGUUGACCCUGAUUGGAUGAGGAUGCAGCUCCCGCUUGGUCGCAAUAUGAAUCAGUGUAUGCAAGUUGUAGAGCAUAUGGGCGGCCCUUCUUCGAAUUCCAAAAGGCUAUCAACAAGCAGCCAAGGCGAGCCUGUUCUGAAAGAAGCCGAUUCUAGCGUCGCGGGCGACACAACUAGCUUGAAUACCCAGCAUUUAUCACCUCCCGUUUCAAAUGUACCCGUUCCGAUCCUCCCUCGACCAUCAAAGGGACUUGAGCAGAAUCAAGUUGCCAUGCCUCCGCCGCAAUCAACAACAAAACCCAAGAAACGAGGCCGUCCGUCUCGGGCUGAUAAAGCCAAGAGAGAUCUUCGUCCAAAUCUUCCACCACACAUAGCUCCUCGUAUGCAACACGGCACUGGACACAGACCAAUUCUGCCUGCCAUUCCACAUCCACUCAACAAUCCAGCUCAGCCAGGGUUGUCACUAUUUGCGACCGUCGAUACAAGAAAGGCGAAGAAGCGAAAGAUGGUCACGCCUCUUGGGCAACCUCAGCCAGCCAACCCCAGUACUCUUUCUACAAGCUCUGUCGUAUCAAGUUCCGCGACAUAG
Messenger RNA from Metarhizium brunneum ARSEF 3297, 696 nucleotides. RefSeq lists its product as uncharacterized. Lineage: Eukaryota; Fungi; Ascomycota; Sordariomycetes; Hypocreales; Clavicipitaceae. The record is from RefSeq and is a predicted model, not a curated record.